AUGCAGCGAUCGUUUCUUCUCGUCGUCUUGACGAUUACAGGGUUGGUAGGAUGUUGGGCAACUUCAACUGAAACCCGAUGUAAAUUUCCUGGUGCACCAGCACACUCAACUGUAUCAUUUUCCAAUGAUACGUUAACCACUGGUACAAUAGCUACGUAUACUUGUGAAAGAGGAUUUGAACUUCUAGGACCAGCAAGAAGAGUAUGUGAAACUACUAGUGAAUGGCUACCAGAAGGAAUACCGUUUUGUGUGUUAAAUGUUGCUGCGGGCAAAGCGCCUAUGCAAAUCAGCUCAGAACCCGGCGGCCUACCUCAAAAAGCCAUCGAUGGUAGCACCAGUUCAUUUUUCAGCCCCGAAACAUGCACACUCACUAAACCGGAACGCACCCCAUGGUGGUAUGUUAAUCUGUUGGAACCGUACAUGGUGCAGUUGGUGAGACUGGAUUUCGGUAAAGCCUGUUGUGGUAAAAACAAACCUGCUACGAUAGUCGUGCGAGUGGGAAACAACAGGCCCGACCUGGGCACAAAUCCUAUAUGCAACCGAUUCACUGGGUUUAUUGAUGAAGGAAAACCGUUGUUCCUUCCGUGCAAUCCACCUAUGCCAGGAGCAUUCGUUAGUGUCCACAUGGAAACCGCUAGUGGAUCCACUCAGUUAUCAAUUUGUGAAGCGUUUGUCUAUACCGAUCAAGCGUUACCGAUUGAGAGAUGUCCGCAAUUCAGAGAUCAACCACCAGGAAGUACUGCUACGUAUAACGGAAAGUGUUAUAUAUUUUAUAACCGGCAGCCAAUGAACUUAAGAGACGCGUUAGGGUUUUGUAGAUCAAGAGGUGGCACAUUGGUUGAUGAAAGUAACCCCGCGUUACAGGGAUUCGUCAGCUGGGAGCUAUGGAGAAGACAUAGGAGUGAUUCACAAAGUCAAUAUUGGAUGGGUGCCGUAAGGGACACUCACAACAACAAAAAUUGGAAAUGGUUAAAUGGUGAUGAUCAAACAGUAACGUUCUGGAGUGUACCGUCAAGCGGUUCUGAAGCGACAUCUGUAAAUGGAGGCGAUUGCGCACGAUUUGAUGGUUCCAAAGGCUGGUUAUGGUCAGAAACUAAUUGCAAUGCUCCGCUAAAUUUCAUAUGCCAACACCAACCGACUGCUUGUGGUAGGCCAGAACAGCCUCCAAAUUCAACAAUGGUAGCUGAAAACUUCAAUGUCGGCACCGCGGUUGAGUAUUCUUGUGAUGAGGGCCAUCUGUUGAUCGGACCGUCUACUCGUACGUGUCUCGGAACAGGGUUUUAUAAUGAAUUUCCACCAGUAUGUAAACGAAUUCAAUGUGGUUUUCCUGCGGACAUUUCAAACGGCAGCUAUAAACUAAUCAACGGUACUGUCAACUAUUUAAGCCAGGUACAAUAUAGUUGCAAUGAGGGACAUAAAAUGAUUGGCAGAGAUAGAUUAAUUUGUGAUUUAGACGAAAGAUGGGAUGGACCACCUCCAAAAUGUGCAGUCCAAAAAUGUGAAGAUCCUCCGGUAAUUCCUAAUGGCGAAUAUCAGAUGUCAAACAAUGAAAGUAUUGUUGGAACACUAGUGGAGUACACUUGUGUGUCCAGACGAUUCCGUUUGGUUGGACCUAAACAAUUAUUAUGCUUACCAAGUGGUCAGUACGAUAAUAAGCCACCUUAUUGCAAAGAAGAAACCAAAACGCCGAUUGUACCGGCCGUGUUAGUGACCAAGACUGUAUCGACAAGUACUGUUCCUAGCAGCCGUGCGCCACCGACUCCUAAUCGUGAAAAACCACGGCCGUUUACAACUAAACCAACUAUAUUGACGAAACCAGCUAACGAUCAGGACGAUAGCGGCCAAACGUCAUCCAAUGUGGUAAUCGCCUCGGCGCAUCCGCAAGACAACGAGAUUCCGGAUAGCGUUCACGUCCGAACAAACCCGAAUGCGGCCAACAUACCGUCUCAGGUGGAAAGCGAACACCGGCUCGGCCCCAAACUGAAUUUGGGAGCAAUAAUCGCAUUGGGUGUGUUCGGAGCAUUCGUGUUCCUAGCAGCAGUUGUGACCACCAUCGUCAUACUCGUGAAAAGGAAUCGCAGUGCCAAACAUUUCCGGCACCGUGCGUCGCCAGACACCAACACGGUCGCCUCGCUGGACUCGUCCGGUUCCGAGAGCCGGGGAGGCCUGAACCGGUACUACAGGCAGGCGUGGGAGAACCUGCACCAGACGGCCGCGUCGCCUAAACACUCGCGGCCGCACCAUCACCACCAUCACCACCACGCUGGAGGUAGGCGCAAGGAUACCGCGGCCGACGGGUCGCCACGCGUCGAGAGCAUGCGCGACGGAUCCGAGCUGGUCGUCAACGACGUGUACCACCCGCGGUCGACGGCGGCGGCGAUGGACCACAAUAAGAAAUCGUCCAGGCAUCACCACCACCAUCACCAUCACCAGAACAGGGCGGCCAACCGAUAUUGAUGCGGGCCCUCGAACUGCAUUAAUUAUUACGGGCGAGAUAUUUCGACGUCGCACACGACUUGUACUGCAGUAUGAUGAUUAAUAAUAUAUUAAUAGGUAUAACUGCAGCAGCUGCUGACGUCGCGCGGUCAUAGUAAUAUUAUAUUAAUAAUACACGUAAAGUUAAACGUUAGUUAGGUAUAUGCCUAUUUUUAUUAUUACACACUAAUUAUUGUAUACGGGCGGUUGAUUCGCUUUCAUCAGUGGAAUCGCUCGUUGUUUCGAAAAAAGUUUUUGGGAAACUUAAGGUACUACAUAUAGGGAUGCAAUCGUAUAUUAUAUUAUUAUUUGUACAGUUUGUCGACUGAACCAGAACACUCAAGUAGGAAAAAGAUUAAUGUACCUACAUUAUCUACCAAUAUAGAAUAUUGUGAAGGAAUUGUUUUGUACCUAUUAUUAAUAAGCAUUUAAAGUUUAGACGAGCGGAGUACAGGUAUAGCGAACCACAAAAUAUGUCGCAGUAUGUCCCCACCGAAGCCUCUAAACUUUAAAUUCUUAUCAAUAAAUAAUGUUCAAUUUGCGACCGUCUUCAGUUUUACCGGAAUAAACAUUUUCAUACAAGUUCUUGUUUUUUUGUUAUAAUCAGUGUUUGUAGCUGUAAAAAAACCGCUACGAGUGCGUUAGCCACAAUCCGAUUCUGCAUGUCAUAUAUUGUCACAUAUACAUUAAUGGUUUCACAUCCCUCAUUUUCAUAAAUACCAAAGACUUAAAUACUAUUUUUAUUUUUAUCUUAUUAAAUAUAUGGACACAGAAAAUAAUAAUACAACUGUCGAUAAAAUGUCGCCCUAGGAACAAGUUUCCUCGGAUUAUUUCUAUUUUCUAUUUGUUUUUCAAUAUAAUAAUUUUCGGGUGAGUGCUUUGAUAUUUGGUUGAAAAAAAUUCAUGUAAAAGAUUAACUAUGACAACUAUCUGUUAUAGUAUCAAUUAACAGUGAUUUUAAACUAUCAUUGAAAUUGGUUUCUAAUAAAUGUAUUGUAGAUUUAAACAGAUAUCAAAGUGUUGGUGAUUGCUUUGUAAAUACAAAAUUUUACUUCAAAUAAAAUCACUAUAUACCAAUUCAACCUCCCGAAUGAACCAAUUUAUUAUAAUUUUAUUUUUUAACUAAUGACAUUUUUACAAUGACAUACAGUUCAUACCUUCCCUAAUUUACGUAGUUCCAAUUAGUUCACAAAAACAACAGUUAAUUAAAUUACAUUUACAUAGGUAGGUAUUCAUUAACUAUAAAAAAUGCAUUUAGUAAACCUAUAGAUUCAUUAAAAAACUCGAAUCCAUAGUAUAUGCAUUUUUCUUUUUUUUUAUUGUAGAAAAUAUUAAAUAAUUAAAUAAACAAUAAUCUGUAUAUAAAAUAUUUUACUAUACAUUAUAAUUUAUAAUAUAGACAUUAGACAUAAAUGGAAAAUGUAGCAAUUAAUAAUUUUCGUAGAAAGUCUGAUAAGUACCUAUGUCCAUUGUUUGACUUUUCUUUCUUCAAAAUAUUUUAAUCUUGAGUCUUUAUAAUAUUUGGAUAAAUAACCUUUUGGCUAUUAAAAAAUUGUAUCACUUUAUUUUUCUAUUUGUCCAUUUAUAUUAUAUUACAACAUUAUGCAUAAUAUAAAAAGUUGAUUCUCAAGCCUAAAAAUUAUUUCACUUGUAGAAUGUAGAAAUACAACUAUUAAUGACUGACAGUUAGAAAAAUAAAGCUUUAAGUCAACCAAAAAUUUAAAAUCCUCA
This is a messenger RNA of Myzus persicae (green peach aphid), 4206 nucleotides long. Its product is annotated as sushi, von Willebrand factor type A, EGF and pentraxin domain-containing protein 1. The record is from RefSeq and is a predicted model, not a curated record. Lineage: Eukaryota; Metazoa; Arthropoda; Insecta; Hemiptera; Aphididae. The transcript is spliced from 13 exons. Bases 1 to 2457 code for a protein of 818 amino acids.